Messenger RNA from Cladophialophora psammophila CBS 110553, 1971 nucleotides. RefSeq names its product translation factor GUF1, mitochondrial. The record is from RefSeq and is a predicted model, not a curated record. Lineage: Eukaryota; Fungi; Ascomycota; Eurotiomycetes; Chaetothyriales; Herpotrichiellaceae. Gene Ontology annotation, molecular function: mitochondrial ribosome binding; GTPase activity; GTP binding. Gene Ontology annotation, biological process: positive regulation of translation. Gene Ontology annotation, cellular component: mitochondrion. The transcript has 2 exons. Bases 1 to 1971 code for a protein of 656 amino acids.
AUGCGAUCAUGGCUGCAGAUCUUUGCUCGGCGAAGAGCUGCGUUAAGCAACGCUUCUGCCUCAACACGGCAUAGACCCCGAAUCCGGCCCUUUGCAACCUCUGCUUUCUGCUCCGCGUCAAAUAACAGUCCUCCAGGCGACCUCGAGACUCGUAUCGCUGCCAUCCCGAUUGAGCGAUAUCGUAACUUUUGCAUCGUUGCGCAUGUUGACCAUGGCAAGAGUACACUCAGCGACCGACUUCUAGAGCUGACCGGCACCAUCCAACCGGGCUCGAACAAGCAAGUUCUUGACAAGCUGGAUGUGGAAAGAGAACGGGGCAUCACAGUAAAAGCUCAAACAUGUUCCAUGAUUUACAACUACAAAGGGGAGGAUUAUCUACUUCAUCUCGUGGAUACUCCCGGCCACGUUGAUUUUCGUGCCGAAGUCUCGCGAAGCUAUGCUAGCUGUGGAGGCGCUCUGUUGCUGGUGGAUGCCAGUCAAGGCGUCCAAGCCCAGACAGUCGCCAACUUCUAUCUUGCUUUCGCACAAGGCUUGUCAUUGAUCCCGGUCAUCAAUAAAGUCGACCUCCCUCACGCCGACCCUCCAACGGCUUUGGAACAGAUGCAUGAUGCCUUCGAAUUGGACCCUGACUCGGCUGUCCUAGUCUCAGCAAAGACCGGCCUGAACGUGGAAAGCGUCCUUCCAGCUGUAAUUGAAAAGAUUCCAGCGCCCGUCGGGGAUCACACGAAACCGCUGCGAUUGUUCCUGGUAGACUCCUGGUAUUCAAGUUACAAGGGAGUCAUUCUACUGGUGCGAAUAUUCGAUGGCGAACUUCGUGCUGGAGACCAGAUCUUUUCUUUCGCGACGGGCCUCAAGUAUACUGUGGGCGAGGUCGGUAUUAUGUAUCCAGAUCAAACACCUCAAAAGGUCCUUCGGGCUGGCCAAGUUGGAUAUGUCUUUUUCAAUCCUUCGAUGAGAAAGAGCAGCGAAGCCAAGAUUGGAGAUACAUACACGAAGGUCGGAUUCCAAACGCAAGUCAAGCCAUUGCCGGGCUUCGAAGAACCCAAACCUAUGGUCUUUGUUGCUGCAUUUCCCGUGGAUCAAAGCGAAUUCGAGCACCUCGAAGAUAGCAUUAACCAGCUCUUGUUGAACGAUAGGAGUGUUACUAUCCAAAAGGAAUCAUCACUGGCACUCGGCGCUGGAUUUCGUCUGGGAUUCCUGGGGACGCUGCAUUGCUCCGUCUUUGAAGACCGACUUCGACAAGAACAUGGGGCAAGUAUUAUCAUCACCCCACCUACCGUACCAUUCAAAGUCCUCUACAAGAACGGCAAGGAAGAGGUCAUCACGAAUCCUGCCGAGUUCCCAGACGGCGACGAAACACGCAAGAAUGUGGCAGAACUUCGCGAACCCUACGUUCUAGCAACUCUGACCUUCCCCGAAGAAUAUCUGGGAAAAGUUAUGGAGCUUUGCGAAGCCAACCGAGGCGAACAAAAGUCCAUGGAAUACUUCACAUCCUCUCAGGUGAUUCUGAAAUACGAGAUGCCCCUGGCCCACCUCGUCGACGACUUCUUCGGGAAAUUGAAGUCGGCUACGAAAGGGUAUGCCACCCUUGAUUACGAAGAAGCCGAAUGGCGUGUGAGCAACAUCGUGAAGCUCCAACUGCUGGUUAAUAAAGAGCCUGUCGAUGCCAUCUCCCGCGUUAUGCACCACUCCCAAGUCCGGCAUGUGGGAAAGCAAUGGGUGGAGAAAUUUAAGGAACAUGUCGAUCGCCAAAUGUUCGAGGUGAUCAUCCAAGCUGCCGUAGGUCGACAGAUCAUUGCGCGGGAAACGUUGAAACCGUUCAGGAAGGACGUAACUGCAAAGCUGCACGCGGCGGACAAAACGAGGAGGAUGAAGUUGUUGGAAAAGCAGAAGGAAGGGAGGAAGAAGUUGAAAGCUGUCGGCAAUGUUGUUAUUGAGCAUUCAGCUUUUCAAGCAUUUCUGGCGAAGUAG